Molecule: messenger RNA, 3527 nt
Organism: Paramecium primaurelia
Lineage: Eukaryota; Ciliophora; Oligohymenophorea; Peniculida; Parameciidae
Source: the annotation of a GenBank genome assembly
AUGCUAAACCCUUCAGAAUAAACUGCAACAUCAACUUUAAAUGAUAAAUUGGAGGAUCUUAAAAAAAUAAUGAAGUAAUACUCCAAAUACACAUCUGAUUCAUAAAAUGAAUUUGAGUAACAUUUUAAGAAAUUCGGACCAUUAAAUAAAUAAUACUAUUAAUAGAUAUCAUUAUCAGUUAAUGAUCCAAUUAGUUUAGGUAUUAUUAAUUAUAUAAAUCAAGGAUAAAAUUUGAUAGAAUUCAUAUAACUUUUUGAAAUGACCUCAAAAUCUACACUUUCAUAAUUUUCAGAAUUUUAGUAAUUCUUUUCUCAAAGUAUUGAGUAAUAUAAUGAGAAAAUGAAUAUUUUCACAAAGAUAAUAACAGAUGGUAAUUUUUAAUAAUCAUAAUAACUUGCAUAACAUAGAUAAAAUUUUAAAAAAGCAAAAGAUAAAUAUGAUAAAUUAUGUAAAGAAAUAGAAACUACUUUGAGUUCAAGUAAAAAAAAUUCAGGAGAUGCCUUAACUGGAUAUGAUCUCAAUCUAUCUCAAAAAAAUGAUUAGAAAUUAAAAGAUUUAGUAAAAUAAGUAGAGCCUGCAGAAUAGUAAUAUAAAGAAACUUUUGAUAGUUUAACAAUUAAAACAAAAGAAUUCAAUUAAGCUAUUGAUGAUUCUCGAUAGUAAUUGAUCCAAGCUCAUUAAUUAACUUAUUAAAGAUUUGUAGAAAUCACUAUGAAACUUGAUUAACACAAAUUAUCAGCAAAUUGUUGGAUAAAAGGUUAGAUGGAUGAAAAAUAAGAGAAAAUCUUAACUAUGCCAAAAUAUGAAUAAGAAAUUGAGGAUCGAAUAAUAACAUCUAAAUAUGAAUAAGAUAAUUAAUUUAGAUAUAUUAAUAUUAUGAAUAAAAUCAUUGAGAAAAAAUAAUUAACAGAUUCAGAAUAUAUAAUGUUUCCAGAUAUUUUACAUAAACAUAUUGAUGCUUAAUUAUCAUUUAUAAAUGAUAGACUCAAAAAUUAAAAGGCUCUACCAAAUUAUCUAAUAGAAAUAUCCAAUCAAAUGGAUUCAGUUUCAAAAAAUUUAUAAAAAUCAAUAAAAACAUCAUUAUAAUUUAUCUAAGUAAUUAAUUUAAUUAUUCAUAUAGGAUAAAUCAGAUAAAGAUAAAUCAAAUUUCAUCAAACCAAUUCUAUAAGUUUAAGAAUUAUUAGUUAAGUAAAAUGAAUAAUAUUCCAAAAAAUUUAAUUAAUAAUCUUAAUUUAUUUAACUCAAAGCAUAAUGUUUAGAUUAAUUAAUAAAAGAAUAAAAAAUUUAAGAAAAAAGUUUUUUAAAUAUGUAUCAAAAAAUGUUAAAAGAUUUUUAAGGUCUCAAAUAAUAAAUGUUAGAAAAUGAAUAAAAACCAGCAAUAAAAGAUAAUCUACUUUAAUAAUUAAAGAAAUCUAUUUAAGAUAAUUGUACUGCUAUUAAAUACUCAAUUGAUUCAAUUAGAGCAAAUGAAUUUCAAAGAUCAAAUCAAAUUAUUUAAACUUUAGAAUAAAUAUUAAAUCAUUAUAGUUCAUUCAUUGAUGAAAUUAUAACUUAUACAAAAUAAUAAGAAGAAACUUUAAGUUAAAUUUAACAAAAAAUAGUUUAAGUUGAUUAUGGAACAAUUAUUAAUAUUAAACUUGAUUAAAUAGAUUUAAAAUUUUAAAGGAUGUUUGAAAUGACUGAUGAAAUUAAAUCUAAAAUAGAAACAGCUACAUUACUCUAAUAAUAGGAAGAAAGUGAAAGUGAUGAUAUUAAUUUAGAAGAAGGCUCUGUUAAAGUUUCUUAAAAACUAAUUGAAAAAUUUAGAAUUUUAGAUGGAGAUAAGUGUAUAGCCAGUUAUGCAUGUGCAUUUGAAAAUAAAAUUUUAUUGUAAGGAAGAAUGUAUAUUUUUUCAUCUAAAGUUUGUUUCCACUCAUAUUUUAAUGGAAAAGUAUUUAAUUUAAUUUAAUAAGACUCUCUUUGGAACUACUGCUUUAGGCAUUCCAUCAAUUGAUAUAUAAAGUAUAAGAAGAAUUAAAGCAUAUAUGGUAGAUGCAGCUCUUGAGUUUAAAACUUAAAAAGGAAUCUUAGUCUUUGCAAGUUUAGCAAAUAGAGACAGAACAUUAGGAAGCUUGAAAUAAGUAAAAGGAUUAGAAUAAGGAAUAAUAGAAGAAAAAAUUGAAAAUGAUCCAGAAAGAAAUAUAUAAUAAAUUUAUGCAGAUACAUAACUAUUAGCAAAACCUUAAGAAAAAUAAUAAGGAAUUAGAAGUCCUUCUCCAAAACCUUAAGCUAAUUUAAUAGAAACUAUAAAUAUUUAAAAUUUAGAAUAAUCAAAUGAUAAAUUAUAAUAAAUUGAUAAAAGCCCUAGAAAUUAGAAUAUCUAAUAAUAAUCUAUAGUAUAAUAAUAAUAGAUUCCAUAAAUAACUAUUAAUGAACCAACUCCAUAGAUAUAAGAGAAAAAGUCUACUUUUGAAUCUACCUCUUAAUAACAAUAAAAUUAAACUACCAAUUAAUAAAUAAAAACUGAUAAAUAAUAAUAGUAAUCUACCAUCAUCAAUACUGAAUCUUAAAAUAAAUCUAAUCCUGCUUUACCCAAAGUAUCUCAAAUUGAUGUUGAAAAUACUAGUCUAUAUAAUGAAAUAAUGAUUUAAAAUAAGUAGAAUAGAUUCAUGAAUUAACCUAAUAUAUUAAAAUUCAAAACUUAAUUAAAGGUCACAGUAAAAGAAUUUAUUGAUUUCUUUUUAUUAGAUAAUCCUUAUGAAAAUUGUCUUUCAUUUCCUCAUUAUUAUUAAGUUGUCAUAUGUUAGGAUAAGGAUAUUGAAUUUAAAAAAUAUUAACCUUAACCGUAAAUUGGAUAGAUUUCAAAAAGACCUAUCAAUUUUAUACAUCCAGUUAAAGAAAAAUAAAUGUUUGCACCAGAUGUGGUUCAUUGUUUUGCAGAAGAUAUUUUAUAUUAUUUUAAUUAAGAUGAAAUUUUGAUAGAAAAAGAAGUUAAAUUUGCUAAAAUACCAUAUGCAGAUAGUUUUUGUUGCAGAGUUUUUUGGCAUAUUCAUUAAAUAGAUGGAGGAUGUCAAGUAAAUUAUGGAUUUUAUAUUCAUUUUCUUAAGUCAACUGUUUUUAAAGGUAAAAUUGAAAGUGGUAGUAAAAAAGAAAACACAGAUGUUUGGGAAAAAUGUUUGAAAUAAGUAUAUGAAGAAGGGCAAAAUAAAAUAAUAUCUAAAAGAAUAUAGAGUGAUAUUAGAUAAUAACCAAAAUCUGAACUUGAAAUUCCAUAAUAGGUAGAAUCUUAAGUAGAAAAGGAAAUUGUAUAAAGGGAAAAAUAAUAGACUUAAGUGAUAAAUCUAGAGGAAUUAUAGCAAGAAUCAUAAAUGUUACUAGAAAAUAAGUAAUAAAAUUAAUAAUUGAUAAUAAAAGAAGUAAUUAUAGAUAAUAAAUAAUCUUAAUCUGGUUAAUAAGACUUAAAUUUAAAAUUAGAUAAAUUAAUUCAAUUAUCUUAUGCAAUUAUUGGUCUUUUAAUUAUCAAUAUUUUGUUUGCAAUUGGAAAAUGA